AUGCUUUUGAGCAUACUCCCAACAUAUCUCCUUGCUCUUAUUCUUACCAUCCGGCCCCAACCCUCUUAUUCAGUGCCCGGGUUGGACAUCUGGAAUGUCCCUUCCUCUAAAAUUAUCACUCCAGAUUGGUUUGCCCGGAACCCACCUUCAAUACAAUAUAGAGAACUGGAGAAACGAGAUGGGACGAACUACAAUCCAGACGGGACACCCUUCCUCUGGCUUCCUGAAGACGAAUAUUCCGGGAAGAACUUCUUCGACGAUUUUGACUUCUUUAUCUGGGAUGAUCCAACCGGGGGGAUGGUAAACUAUAUCAACCGAACAACGGCGUUUGAGAAGAACCUUGCAUAUGUUACGGACGACAACAAGGUUGUGAUGAGGACGGACAAUACGUCGACCCUGGAGCGUGGUCAACAUCGAAAUAGUGUCCGAAUAAAUACCAAGAAGACAUACACCACAGGCCUUUUCAUCUUAGACCUUGAUAAAGCGCCAUAUGGAUGCGCUAUUUGGCCGGCAUUCUGGUCCACUGGAUUCAAUUGGCCAGCGGAAGGAGAAAUAGAUAUAUUGGAGGGCGUGCACGACAACGAACACAACCAGAUUACAUGGCAUACAACGCAAGGAUGCCUCUAUGACGAAAACGCGACAUUUACGGGAACGAUACCUGAACACAAUGGAGUGCUCAGCACAGAUUGCUGGAACCAAGCUAACCAGGGCACUGGUUGCGACGUCAUCGAAUGGAGUAGGGCCUCGUAUGGACCCUUCUUUGAGGCUCAAGGAGGAGGAGUAUUGGCGAUGAAGUGGGACGAGAACGAUAUUUCAGUCUGGUCAUUCUUCCGUGCCGCGAUUCCAAAAGAUAUCACAGCCGGCACUCCAAAUCCGUCUGAAUGGGGCCUCCCCUCGGCGAGGCUGAUGAGUACCAUGUGCGAUAUUCCCAAGCACUUUGCACGCCACACGGUUGUUUUCGAUAUCACGCUUUGCGGUGCUUGGGCUGGAGCAUCUUACGCCACUUCAGGAUGCCCUGGAACAUGCGACGAACGCCUGAUACACCCAGAAAACUUUGAGACCGCAAUAUGGCAUAUUAAUUCCCUCAAAGUGUACAGGAAACAGCUUCUGUCAGGGAAUGUGACCGUAGCCCCGGGUUCCAGUUAUGGAAGUAUGAAAGCGCAGACAGCCAUAAUAUCCCUCGUCAUCGCCGUUGCAGUAGCUAUUAUGAUUUCUAUUUGA
Molecule: messenger RNA, 1221 nt
Organism: Cyclocybe aegerita
Lineage: Eukaryota; Fungi; Basidiomycota; Agaricomycetes; Agaricales; Hemipholiotaceae
Source: the annotation of a GenBank genome assembly